Messenger RNA from Octopus sinensis (East Asian common octopus), 1529 nucleotides. Its product is annotated as phytanoyl-CoA dioxygenase domain-containing protein 1 homolog. Bases 240 to 1100 code for a protein of 286 amino acids. The transcript has 12 exons. The record is from RefSeq and is a predicted model, not a curated record. Lineage: Eukaryota; Metazoa; Mollusca; Cephalopoda; Octopoda; Octopodidae.
AAACUGCCGUUUAAACCGAAAAGAUCCCGAAUCACUCCCUUCCAGCUUGACAGAACCAGUACUCGACCCCAGGGUUUAAAAAAAAAUUCUCUCUCUCUCUCUCUCAAUAGUUUCGUUUUCAGUUCCGUUUCCUCUGUUUUAACUUUUGGUUUCCGGUUUUGCGUACCUGAUGGCAACAACAACAAUUGAUUUUAUGUUUUUCCAGUUAUUUUUGGUGCUGAAACAGUAAUAAACACAUCAUGAAUGCUGAUCAAAUUAAAAAGUUUAAUGAUGAAGGAGUUUUGGUCAUUCCAGACUUUCUGUCUGCAGCUACAAUUGAGGAAUUACGAGAUGAGUGUUCCAAGAUUUUAGACAAAAUUGACGACUCUAAGCAUGUCUCUGUCUUUGAUACUGAUAAAAAGCGAACUGAUGAUUACUUUUUAACAAGUGGUGACAAGAUUCGUUUCUUCUAUGAAAAAGGAGGAUUAAAAGAUGAUGGAAAAUUAAAAGCAAUUCCUCGAUUGUCAGUCAAUAAAAUAGGUCAUGCUUUACACCUGCUCAAUCCUGCUUUUGAGAAAGUCACCUUCAGUAAGAAGAUUCAGGACAUUGCUCAAUCACUCAAAUACAAAGACCCAGUUAUUGCUCAAAGCAUGUACAUCUUUAAGCAACCUCAUUUUGGUGAUGCUGUGAAUGCACAUCAAGACAGCACAUACCUGUAUACAGAACCAAUGAGUCUUUUAGGUUUCUGGUUUCCUUUACAAAAUGCCACUCGGGAAAAUGGAUGUUUGGCAUACAUACCUGGAUCACAUAAAAGUGGCCUUCACAAUGACCAAAGGAUGGUGCUGAACCCUGACACUGAACAUGGAACUAUCAUGGUUGGAACUCCCCCCACUUAUGAAGACAAAGAUUUCAAAGAUAUUGAAGUAGAAAAAGGUUCACUUGUUCUUAUACAUGGACUGGUUGUUCACAGAAGUGAGAAGAAUGUCUCUUCAGAAUCUAGGCAUGCUUACACAUUCCACAUGUACGACAAAGGCAAAAGUGAAUACUGCUCCAAAAACUGGUUACAGCCAACUGCUGACUAUUCCUUUGAACAUCUCUACAGACAAGAUACCAGUCCUUAAUUGAAAAAAAUUAUUCUUGAAAAAAUUACAUUUUUGUAAGAAAUAGUAGUACACUAUAUAGUUUUAUUUUAAAGAAUCUAAACUCAUUAAAAUUAAAUAAAUUCAUUAUGAUGUAAAAGUUUAAAUUACUACAUCAUUCAGUUAAAUAUUAUGUGUAACUUAUGAAAUCAUAUAAUUUUAUAAAACAAAUGGUGAUUUGUAGAAGCUGAGAUGUGUAAGAACUUGACAAUAAUCUUUAAAUUUAAUUUUUAUAAGAAAGGAAUCUAACAUUAUUGCCAUACUGACAUAGUCUUGAAUCUUUGUCACUAUAGUAAAACAGACGAACUUAAAACGCUGUACAAGGAUUAAUUAAAAUUAAUCUCUGUAUCAUUUGUUGAUUGUUUAUCCUCUGUUUAGAAUUUCAUUAAUCAUAAAAUGUGAUUUCCAAAA